AGCCCAUGUUACCCGUUGUUGUUAUCAGUGUAAUGGCACGCACCUGCUGCGCUCAAUGCCAUGUGGCGUCAGUAUAGAUAACUACGUCGCAGUUUUGAAUAAUUUUACAAAGAAGAGAUAAAAGACAAGAAAAAGUGGCUAGAUUCUUGAAAUUUGGGCUUGAAGUAGGCUACAUCUGGGUGGUCUGGUUUUCAGCUAAAAAGCCCUGCGGUCUUUCUCUGGUACGCCGGCACAAUGCGUGCGUUCUCCCGCCGUCACACCCUUCCCUUUAAGCUUGCCGUUCUAGCAGGCUGCCUCUUCCUGGUCCUACUGCUCGUCAUGCAGUAUGACGUGGGAGGUGGGACUUCCCCUGAACCCUGGCUCCGAGAGCUGUCGAACAAACAGUCACAGGUGAUGGGUGUGGUCAGAGGUGCUGUGUCAAACAUGGGCUUCCAGAUUGGUGCCCCCCUGCCCCUUCCCUCAGAGCGUGGGACCAACUCCGUUGAUCCCCGCUGUCCACCUGGGUUCUAUAGCAUAGAUGAGCUUCAACCUCACCUGGAGAGGCCCCUACAGGACCCAGAGGACCCCGGAGCCUAUGGCCGACCGUUUGUGAUGGGCAGGAUGACCCCUGCAGAGAUUAAAGAGAAGCAGGAUGGGCUGACCAAAAAUUGUUUCAACCAAUUUGCCAGCGACCGUAUCUCCCUUCACCGCAGCCUGGGAAAUGACACGCGCCACCCAGAUUGUGCAGGUCAAAGGUUCCGGCGCUGCCCUCCUCUCCCCACCACCAGUGUGAUCAUCGUGUUCCACAAUGAGGCGUGGUCCACCCUCCUGCGGACCGUUUACAGCGUCCUGCACACUGCUCCUGCCUCCCUGCUUACAGAGAUAUUACUGGUGGAUGACGCUAGCACAGACGAUCACCUGAAGUCUCGUCUGGAUGAGUAUGUCCUGCAGCUGAAGAUUGUGCGUGUGCUACGACAGCGGGAGAGGAAGGGAUUAAUCACUGCCAGGCUACUGGGGGCACAGACUGCUCAAGGAGAGAUCCUCACCUUCCUGGAUGCCCACUGUGAGUGCUUCAAUGGCUGGCUGGAACCCCUCCUGGCUCGGAUAGUGGAGAAGCCCACUGCUGUGGUCAGCCCUGAGAUAGUCAUCAUUGACCAAAACAACAUGAAGUUCGCCAAACCCAUCGCCACAGCUCGUGCCCGUAACCGUGGAAACUUUGACUGGAGCCUUAUCUUUGGGUGGGAGCAGAUCCCUGAGGAAGACCAAAAGAAACGCAAGAAUGAAACUUAUCCUGUCAGGACUCCUACCUUUGCAGGUGGUCUGUUCUCUAUUUCUAAGACUUACUUUGAGCACAUUGGGACCUAUGACGACAAGAUGUUGAUCUGGGGAGGUGAGAAUGUGGAGAUGUCCUUCAGGGUGUGGCAAUGUGGAGGCCAGCUGGAGAUCAUACCCUGCUCAGUGGUGGGACAUGUAUUCCGCAGUAAGAGCCCUCACACCUUCCCCAAAGGCAGGUCGGUGAUUGCCCGCAACCAGGUGCGUCUAGCCGAGGUCUGGAUGGAGGACUACAAGCAGAUCUUCUACCGCAGGAACAAGAAGGCUGCCACCAUAGCCAAAGAGAACACAUAUGGUGACAUCUCUGAACGCCUCGAACUCAAAGAGAAGCUAAGCUGCAAAAACUUUACAUGGUACUUGCACAACGUUUACCCAGAGGCCUAUGUUCCAGACCUCACCCCUGUCAUGUUUGGAGCGCUCAAGAACUCUGGCUCAAAGACAUGCCUGGAUGUGGGAGAAAAGAAUAAGGGUGGGAAACCGGUUAUCUUAUACACAUGCCACAACAUGGGAGGAAACCAGUAUUUUGAGUACACAUCCCACCAGGAGCUUCGUCACAACAUAGGUAAGCAGCUGUGUCUACAUGCGACCCCCGGGGCGGCGCCGGUGUCCAUAAAGCUCUGCCGCCUGAAGGGCAAAGGAACCACAGUGGCCCCGGCGCAAGUGUGGCAUUUUACACCGGGUUCUCUCCUUAAGAAUCCCUCCUCGGGCAAAUGCUUGACUGUAGACGGAGGGGAAGUGGUGAUGAGUAGCUGUGACUUGGCCAAUCUCAGCCAACACUGGGACCUCAGCUGACCAAUGGGAUCCAGGGAGGAAGGAGGAUCACUGACAUCAUCCAUUACAUUUGGGAGCCCUGCCCUUUUUGAUGACAACACAUGUAUUUCUGAAAUAUGGGACCCUGUGCAGUUUGACCCAGUACUUUAUUUCUUUAUUUACUAAAGAAGUUGAAAAGUU
Messenger RNA from Oncorhynchus mykiss (rainbow trout), 2262 nucleotides. Its product is annotated as polypeptide N-acetylgalactosaminyltransferase 6. NCBI's taxonomy places the organism in Eukaryota, Metazoa, Chordata, Actinopteri, Salmoniformes, Salmonidae. Gene Ontology annotation, molecular function: polypeptide N-acetylgalactosaminyltransferase activity. Gene Ontology annotation, biological process: protein O-linked glycosylation. Gene Ontology annotation, cellular component: Golgi apparatus. The record is from RefSeq and is a predicted model, not a curated record.